AUGAUCUUCCAUUUCCACCCACCACACUUUUGGUCAAUUAUAUCUCCAUCCAAACCCCAAACACUCUUCGAGAGAUUUUCCACCGUGGCUUCAUCCAGCCUCAGCGCUUGGGUCUCGUCCUUAUCCUCCUACUUUGACAUCUUUGCCUCCAACGUCUUACCCACUCGGGUCCAGAGCCUCAUCAACACUCACGUCACACCACUGCUAAAAGUUUCUGCCGCGCAGCCUCCACCUUCCCUUGCUGAUCGGAUCGCUUUGUUGCUGACCGACCAUUCUACCGUCUCCUACACCACGCUUGUCGCGGCUUUACUCGCCCUCAUCUACUUCCUCUAUUCCAUGAGCAGCUACGGUCGGAGUGCUCUCGACACUUGGGGAGGACGCCGAUCACCAUAUACAUCUGCCGCCGGAGAUCGCUCGAUAACAGAUUAUGAUUUCGAGUAUCUAGGUCCAGAACACUUUGAUCGAUCUCGUUCUUACCUUUAUGAUCAUCGCCCCUCUGUUGCCCGUAGUCAUGGCUACGACGAUGGAGAAGGUCCAGAUAUUAUCUUGUUACGGCAUAGGAACACCCAAUACGAGUUGAAUUUCAAACCCUUUGCCAUUAGCGAUGGCAUACUCCUAGUCGGAGACAUCAGAAAAUUUGCGGCCGAAGCGCUAGGAGCACCAGAUCCAUCCCGACUUCGACUGCUCUACAAGGGUAAACAGCUGAAAGACGACAAACGCCCGGCCAAGGAAUACGGCCUUAAGCAACAAUCCGAGCUCAUGGUGGUGGUAUCCGAGACACCUCCCAGCAGGCCCAAUAGCGGCUCGGAGACAGAAGAGAGCGGAUCUGCAGUGUCGCACUCCUCUCGGAGAGGCAAAAAUCGAAGCCAUAAACUCAAACCCCAACCGUCAAAAGACAAUCUGGCACCGCCCGUCACGGACAACCGCCCACCAUCGAGAACAGGGUCGAGGAGAGGAUCGCGGCCGCCAUCACCACCUCUCCGUUCUCCACCGUCACAUUCUACCCCUCCGCAAUCACCGCCUCUGCAGUCUCCUAAGUGCGACGUUGCCAGGGGAAAAGUCGACCAGCUUGCUUCCACCUUUCACACGCAAUGGGUACCUAAAUGUGUUCAAUUUCUCUUCCGCCCACCUUCCGACCCAAAAUUGCGAGAUCAAGAGCACAAAAAGCUCACCGAGUCCAUUCUUGCCCAGAUCGUCUUGAAGGCAGACGACAUUGACACAGAGGGCGACGUGCAGGCUCGCAUGGACAGAAAGAAACUGGUGGACGAAAUCAAUGACAUGUUCAAGAAAUUGGAUGCUGCCGCGAAGACUCACGAGGAAUGA
Endocarpon pusillum Z07020 is the source of this 1323-nucleotide messenger RNA. RefSeq lists its product as uncharacterized. Gene Ontology annotation, molecular function: protein-folding chaperone binding. The transcript has a single exon. NCBI's taxonomy places the organism in Eukaryota, Fungi, Ascomycota, Eurotiomycetes, Verrucariales, Verrucariaceae. The coding region runs from base 1 to 1323 and encodes 440 amino acids. The record is from RefSeq and is a predicted model, not a curated record.